Molecule: messenger RNA, 822 nt
Organism: Lolium rigidum
Lineage: Eukaryota; Viridiplantae; Streptophyta; Magnoliopsida; Poales; Poaceae
Exons: 6
Coding region: 1-822 (273 amino acids)
Source: RefSeq, a predicted model, not a curated record
AUGGAGAUAGAAGGAGGGCAAGGGUGGGAGGGGCAGAAGAGGCGCAAGAAUCAAGUCCCGUCUCCCACAUCGCCCUCCGUUGCUCGUGGAGACACGAUUGCGGAAGAAGACGAUGUCGCGCGUGCUAGGUCCAGGCCGCCAAUGCCAUCGCCCAUCGGGUUCAGCAGACGAGUUGCAGGAGGAUCUGGAAAAUCACACCGUCAGGAGGAUGAGGAGUUCCGCCGAUGCCUUGCGGUUCUGUCCACCAGGCGUCGUCCCGGCACCCUCGUCGGGCGAAGGUUGGACAACGAACGGCAACGCCUGGUGUAUGAACGCCUUGUGCUCUACCGCAUCAGGGCUUCCAAGUUGGCAGAGGGGGUGUGCAGAGAUGAGCUGGAUGAUAUGACACUGAGAAAGGAGUACUCUCCGGAAGCUCUAGAGGAAAUGUAUUACAAUGACCCACUGAGUUACCAUGACCAAGUGGACACCUUCGACUGGUACUUCGACUGUGACUACGCUGUUCACUCCUACUUGACUGACUACCAGCGCCUUGUCCUUGCUAAUGGAGAUGAUGGUAUGAUGUUCCUCGACUGGGAGAAGUACAGGUCGUGGUUUACUAGCUACGAAAUAGAUACAGAGUAUAUCAAGUACUUUGAAGAAAUAUCAACGAAAAUUAAGUGGAUUAAAGAGUACAUGGAAUGUGAACGAGAAUCUCAUGAGUGGAUGGACAUGGAAGCUAGAGGAUUUCAGCAAGCAGUGAAGAUCGCGGUAGACUUUCCCUGCAUCAGCUUUGAUUUAGCUUUUACCGCAUACACGGUACACAAUGGUUCUUGCUUUAUUUGA